Messenger RNA from Eublepharis macularius, 8661 nucleotides. RefSeq names its product spectrin beta, non-erythrocytic 1 (gene SPTBN1). The transcript is spliced from 35 exons. Gene Ontology annotation, molecular function: actin filament binding; structural constituent of cytoskeleton; phospholipid binding. The record is from RefSeq and is a predicted model, not a curated record. Gene Ontology annotation, cellular component: spectrin; cortical actin cytoskeleton; plasma membrane. Gene Ontology annotation, biological process: actin cytoskeleton organization; protein localization to plasma membrane. The coding region runs from base 468 to 7508 and encodes 2346 amino acids. NCBI's taxonomy places the organism in Eukaryota, Metazoa, Chordata, Lepidosauria, Squamata, Eublepharidae.
GCUGAGGUGUGCGCUCGCUACUGGAACUCCUGGGAAAGGAAGGAGGGCAAUGGAUGGCUCCAUGCUGCAUCUGCGUUGCUUUUGACUCUGACUCCCCAGCCGGGGAUGGUUUCUUUAGUGGUUGUGUAAUUGCAUUAGAUGAAGGCUGGCUUCCGAAGUCAACUUCCAACGCUGGCGAUCACGGUCCCCAAAACCAUGCUGGUUUAAGUUUGCAUGAGUUAUCGUCUACUGCUGGAUUUUCUUUUUUUAAAAAAGCAAUCGGAGCUGGUAUUCAAAGUGGAACAGAUUAAGUAGAUUUUAAGAAAUCCUGGGAAUCGGAGGGGAGGGGAGUUUUGCUGCAUUUCUGAGGAAACUUCAGUCUGCUUGGAUUUAUGUCGGAGCGAUCUGUGGGCUUGCGCUAUAUAUAUACUAUUUUUGUACAAUUUUCUUGCAUGCUGCAGUUAAGCAUCACACCGCCUCCCUCCUAAAUGGAAUUACAGAACUCAGCUAGCAUGCCAGGACCGUUGUCCCCUGGCUACACGGCUCAAGUGCCAUAUAAUUAUAAUCAAUUAGAAGGAAGAUUCAAACAGUUGCAAGAUGAACGAGAAGCAGUCCAGAAGAAGACCUUCACUAAGUGGGUUAACUCUCACUUGGCACGUGUAUCCUGUAGAAUUACAGACUUGUACGCCGAUCUUCGCGAUGGAAGGAUGCUUAUCAAACUAUUGGAAGUUCUUUCAGGAGAGAGGCUUCCCAAGCCCACGAAAGGAAGGAUGCGCAUCCAUUGCUUGGAGAAUGUUGACAAAGCCCUCCAGUUCCUGAAAGAACAGCGAGUGCAUCUUGAGAAUAUGGGAUCCCAUGAUAUCGUGGACGGGAAUCACAGACUAACACUUGGCCUUAUUUGGACUAUUAUAUUGAGAUUCCAGAUCCAGGAUAUCAGUGUUGAAACAGAAGACAACAAAGAGAAGAAGUCUGCAAAGGACGCACUGCUGUUGUGGUGCCAGAUGAAGACCGCUGGCUAUCCUAACGUCAACAUUCACAACUUCACCACCAGCUGGAGGGACGGCAUGGCUUUCAACGCGCUAAUCCAUAAACACAGGCCUGAUCUAAUUGACUUUGAUAAGCUGAAGAAAUCAAAUGCGCACUACAAUCUACAGAAUGCUUUUAACCUGGCAGAACAGCACCUUGGCCUUACUAAACUAUUGGACCCAGAGGAUAUCAGUGUUGACCAUCCUGAUGAAAAAUCCAUCAUCACCUAUGUGGUGACAUAUUACCACUACUUUUCUAAGAUGAAAGCUUUAGCUGUUGAAGGAAAGCGAAUUGGAAAGGUGCUUGACAAUGCAAUUGAAACUGAGAAGAUGAUAGAGAAGUAUGAAUCACUGGCUUCUGACCUCCUGGAGUGGAUUGAGCAGACCAUUAUCAUCUUGAACAACCGCAAAUUUGCCAACUCGCUGGUUGGUGUACAGCAACAGCUACAGGCAUUCAACACAUACCGCACAGUGGAGAAACCACCCAAAUUCACAGAAAAAGGAAACCUGGAGGUGCUGCUCUUCACCAUCCAAAGCAAAAUGAGAGCUAACAAUCAGAAAGUGUACAUGCCCAGGGAAGGGAAACUCAUCUCAGAUAUCAAUAAGGCCUGGGAAAGACUGGAAAAAGCUGAACAUGAAAGAGAACUGGCACUUCGUAAUGAGCUCAUACGACAGGAGAAACUGGAACAACUUGCCCGCAGAUUUGACCGUAAGGCAGCUAUGAGGGAGACUUGGCUAAGCGAAAACCAGCGUCUGGUUUCUCAGGACAACUUUGGGUUUGACCUGCCAGCUGUGGAGGCUGCCACUAAGAAGCAUGAAGCCAUCGAGACAGACAUUGCAGCCUACGAAGAACGGGUCCAAGCAGUGGUCGCCGUUGCCAAGGAGCUGGAGGCUGAGAAUUAUCAUGACAUCAAACGCAUCACUGCAAGGAAAGAUAAUGUGAUCCGCCUGUGGGAGUACCUCCUGGAGCUGCUAAGAGCGCGCAGGCAACGACUGGAGAUGAACCUUGGUCUGCAGAAGAUAUUCCAGGAGAUGCUGUAUAUCAUGGACUGGAUGGAUGAAAUGAAGGUGUUGCUGCUAUCUCAAGACUAUGGCAAGCAUCUCCUGGGGGUAGAAGACCUAUUGCAGAAGCAUGCACUUGUUGAGGCUGACAUUGCCGUUCAGGCUGAGAGAGUGCGAGGAGUCAAUGCAUCAGCUCAGAAAUUUGCCACUGAUGGAGAAGGUUACAAGCCCUGUGACCCUCAGGUUAUCAGAGACCGUGUGGCCCACAUGGAGUUCUGUUACCAGGAGCUUUGUCAGUUAGCAGCUGAACGCCGAGCUCGCUUGGAAGAGUCCCGGCGCCUUUGGAAGUUCUUCUGGGAAAUGGCAGAAGAGGAAGGUUGGAUAAGAGAAAAAGAACAAAUUUUGUCAUCGGAGGAUUGUGGGAAAGACUUAACCAGUGUCGUCAGGCUCAUUAGCAAGCACAAGGCAUUUGAAGAUGAGAUGAGUGGUCGGAGCAGCCAUUUCCAGCAGGCAAUCAAGGAAGGGGAAGAUAUGAUUGCUGAGGAUCACUUUGGAUCUGAGAAGAUCAGAGAGAGGAUUAUUGAUAUCCAGAAUCAGUGGGCUAACCUGGAGCAGCUCUCUGCCAUCAGGAAGAAGCGACUCGAAGAAGCCUCCCUCCUUCACCAGUUCCAAGCCGAUGCAGAUGAUAUUGACACAUGGAUGUUGGACAUCCUCAAGAUCGUCUCUAGCAGUGAUGUUGGCCAUGAUGAAUAUUCUACCCAGUCCUUGGUUAGGAAACACAAAGAUGUUGCUGAAGAGAUCACAGGCUAUAGGUCAACCAUUGAUUCGUUGCACGAACAAGCCAGAGGUUUGCCGCAGGAACAUGUGGAGUCUGCAGAUGUACAAGGCAGAUUGGCUGGAAUAGAGGAGAGGUAUAAAGAGGUUGCUGAACUUACACGGCUUCGUAAGCAGGCCCUACAAGACACGUUGGCUCUGUACAAGAUGUUCAGUGAAGCAGAUGCAUGUGAGCUUUGGAUUGAUGAAAAGGAGCAAUGGCUGAACAACAUGCUGAUCCCUGAAAAACUGGAAGAUCUAGAAGUCAUCCAGCAUAGAUUUGAAAGUUUAGAACCAGAGAUGAACAAUCAGGCAUCGCGUGUUGCUGUAGUAAACCAGAUUGCUAGGCAACUAAUUCACAGUGGUCAUCCAAGUGAGAAGGAGAUCAAGGCACAGCAAGAUAAGCUCAAUACAAGAUGGAGCCAGUUCAGAGAAUUGGUGGACAGAAAGAAAGAUGCUCUUAUCUCAGCCCUCAGUAUCCAGAACUACCACCUUGAAUGUAAUGAAACCAAAUCUUGGAUCAGGGAGAAGACUAAAGUUAUUGAGUCAACCCAAGAACUUGGCAAUGACUUGGCUGGUGUCAUGGCCCUUCAGAGAAAGCUGACAGGGAUGGAACGUGACUUGGUAGCUAUUGAGGCCAAGUUAAGCGACCUCCAGAAAGAGGCAGAGAAGUUAGAAUCGGAGCAUCCUGAUCAAGCCCGGGCCAUCCUCUCCAGGCUUGCUGAAAUCAAUGAUGUCUGGGAAGAGAUGAAAACAACCUUGAAGAACCGUGAAGAAUCUCUUGGAGAGGCAAGCAAGCUGCAGCAGUUCUUGCGUGACCUGGAUGACUUCCAGUCCUGGCUGUCCCGAACUCAGACUGCCAUAGCCUCGGAAGACAUGCCAAACACAUUGGCAGAGGCCGAGAAGCUGCUCACACAGCAUGAGAAUAUCAAGAACGAAAUCAACAACUAUGAAGAAGACUAUCAGAAAAUGAGGGAUAUGGGUGAGAUGGUGACACAAGGGCAGACGGAUGCCCAGUACAUGUUCUUACACCAGCGGCUACAGGCCUUGGACACCGGAUGGAAUGAACUUCACAAAAUGUGGGAAAAUCGGCAGAAUCUCCUUUCCCAAUCCCAUGCCUAUCAGCUAUUCCUCAGAGACACAAAGCAAGCAGAAGCAUUUCUUAACAACCAGGAAUAUGUUUUGGCACAUACUGAAAUGCCCACAACUUUGGAAGGGGCAGAAGCUGCUAUCAAAAAGCAGGAGGAUUUCAUGACCACAAUGGAUGCCAAUGAGGAGAAAAUCAAUGCUGUUGUAGAGACUGGAAGACGACUGGUUAGUGAUGGGAACAUUAACUCUGACAGGAUCCAAGAGAAAGUGGACUCCAUUGAUGACAGGCAUAAGAAGAAUCGGGAGGCAGCUAGUGAGCUUCUGAUGAGAUUAAAAGACAACAGAGAUCUUCAAAAGUUUCUUCAGGAUUGUCAAGAGCUGUCUCUGUGGAUUAAUGAGAAGAUGCUUACAGCACAGGACAUGUCUUACGAUGAAGCCAGAAACCUGCACAGCAAAUGGCUGAAACACCAAGCAUUCAUGGCCGAGCUUGGGUCCAACAAAGAAUGGCUUGACAAAAUUGAAAAUGAAGGGAUGCAACUCAUUGCUGAGAAACCUGAAACAGAGGCUGUGGUGAAAGAGAAGCUGACAGGCCUGCACCAAAUGUGGGAGGAACUUGAAAGUACCACCCAGACCAAAGCUCAGCGGCUUUUCGACGCCAACAAGGCUGAGUUGUUCACCCAAAGCUGUGCUGACUUGGAUAAAUGGCUGAAUGGCUUGGAAAGCCAGAUACAAUCAGAUGACUAUGGCAAAGACCUCACCAGCGUUAACAUUUUGUUAAAAAAACAGCAGAUGCUUGAGAACCAAAUGGAUGUUCGGAAAAAGGAGGUAGAAGAGCUCCAGAGUCAAGCACAGGCACUGAGCCAAGAGGGCAAGAAUACCGAUGAAGUUGAUGGCAAACGCUUUAUUGUGGAGAAGAAGUUCGUGGAGCUGUUGGCACCCUUGAAUGAGAGGAAGUCUCACUUGUUGGCUUCCAAGGAGAUCCACCAGUUCAACCGGGAUGUGGAGGAUGAAAUUUUAUGGGUUGGAGAGAGGAUGCCAAUCGCCACAUCUACAGAUCAUGGGCACAACCUCCAGACUGUUCAGUUGUUAAUUAAGAAGAAUCAGACACUUCAGAAAGAAAUUCAGGGACACCAGCCUCGUAUCGACGACAUUUUUGAGAGGAGCCAGAACAUCAUUACAGACAAGAGCCUUAAUGCAGAAGCAAUCCAGCAGCGGCUUGUGGACUUGCAGCAGCUGUGGAACCUCCUGAUAGAGGAAACAGAGAAACGCCACAAGCGCCUUGAGGAAUCUCACAAAGCCCAGCAGUACUAUUUUGAUGCGGCAGAGGCUGAAGCCUGGAUGAGUGAACAGGAGCUCUACAUGAUGUCAGAAGAGAAAGCCAAGGAUGAACAAAGUGCCGUUUCUAUGUUGAAGAAACACCAGAUUUUGGAACAAGCAGUAGAAGACUAUGCAGAGACGGUGCACCAGCUUUCCAAGACCAGCAGGACUUUGGUGGCAGACAAUCAUCCAGAGAGUGAGCGUAUCAGCAUGCGGCAGUCCAAGGUGGACAAGCUCUAUGCAGGCCUGAAAGACCUGGCAGAGGAGAGGAGGGGCAAGCUGGAUGAGAGGCACAGGCUAUUCCAGCUGAACCGGGAGGUGGAUGACUUGGAGCAGUGGAUCGCGGAAAGGGAAGUGGUGGCUGGGUCCCACGAGCUGGGGCAGGAUUAUGAGCAUGUGACAAUGUUGCAAGAGCGCUUCCGUGAGUUUGCCCGAGACACUGGAAACAUUGGACAGGAGCGUGUGGAUACUGUCAACCACAUGGCGGACGAGCUUAUCAAUUCUGGACAUUCGGAUGCUGCCACCAUUGCCGAAUGGAAGGAUGGUCUUAAUGAGGCAUGGGCUGACCUCCUGGAACUCAUUGACACGAGAACACAGAUCCUAGCAGCCUCUUAUGAACUGCACAAAUUUUAUCAUGAUGCCAAGGAGAUCUUUGGAAGAAUACAAGACAAACACAAGAAAUUGCCUGAGGAGCUUGGGAGAGAUCAGAACACAGUGGAGACCUUACAGAGGAUGCAUACGACCUUUGAACAUGACAUCCAGGCCUUAGGAACACAGGUGAGACAACUGCAAGAGGAUGCUGCCCGCCUUCAGUCAGCCUAUGCUGGAGACAAGGCUGAUGACAUCCAACGGCGUGAAAAUGAAGUUUUGGAAGCGUGGAAGGCCUUGCUUGAUGCCUGUGAGGGACGCAGGGUCCGGCUAGUAGACACAGGGGACAAGUUCCGCUUUUUCAGCAUGGUCCGUGAUCUCAUGCUUUGGAUGGAAGAUGUCAUUCGUCAGAUUGAAGCCCAAGAGAAGCCAAGGGAUGUUUCCUCUGUGGAACUGCUGAUGAACAAUCACCAGGGGAUCAAAGCAGAAAUAGACGCCCGUAACGACAGUUUUACGACCUGCAUUGAGCUGGGCAAAUCCUUGUUGGCGCGGAAACACUACGCAUCAGAAGAGAUCAAAGAAAAGCUAUUGCAGUUGACAGAGAAGAGAAAAGAAAUGAUUGACAAGUGGGAAGACAGAUGGGAGUGGCUGAGACUGAUUUUGGAGGUGCACCAGUUUUCAAGGGAUGCCAGUGUCGCCGAGGCCUGGCUGCUAGGGCAGGAGCCAUACCUAUCAAGUCGCGAGAUCGGGCAGAGUGUGGACGAAGUGGAAAAGCUUAUCAAGAGGCAUGAAGCCUUUGAAAAAUCUGCAGCUACUUGGGAUGAGAGAUUUGCAGCACUUGAAAGACUUACUACGUUGGAAUUGUUGGAAGUACGUAGACAGCAAGAGGAGGAAGAGCGGAAGAGGCAGCCUCCUUCUCCAGAGCCAAGCCCCAAGACUGGAGAGGAGACUCAGCAAUGGGAUGGCACAAAAGGAGAACAGGUCUCCCAGAAUGGUUUGCCACCAGACCAGGAAUCUCCCCGGAUGGGAGAAACCAGGGAAGCCAAUGAAAUGGUAAAUGGAGCCACAGAUCAGAGGACAAGCUCCAAAGAGACUAGUCCAGUUCCUUCCCCAACUGCAGAUCGCAAAGCCAAGGCAGGACUCCAGGCUCAAACUGCUGCCACACUCCCAGCCAAAACGCAAGAGAUACCUUCUGCUCAGAUGGAGGGCUUCUUGCAUCGCAAACAUGAAUGGGAGUCGCACAGCAAGAAAGCGUCAAACAGAUCCUGGCAUAAUGUGUACUGCGUUAUUAAUAACCAAGAGAUGGGCUUUUACAAAGAUGCAAAAGCCGCUUCCUCAGGCAUCCCCUACCACAGUGAGAUUCCAGUGAGUCUGAAAGAAGCCAUCUGUGAAAUUGCAGUUGAAUACAAGAAGAAAAAGCAUGUAUUCAAGCUAAGGCUAACUGAUGGCAAUGAGUACCUCUUCCAGGCCAAAGAUGAUGAGGACAUGAACACAUGGAUCCAGGCUAUCACCUCUGCAAUCUCUUCGGACAAAAUCGAUGUGUCUGCAAGCACACAGAGUACCCCAGCUACGAGCCGUGCCCAGACCCUGCCAGCCAGCGUUACAAUAACCAGCGAAUCAAGUCCCGGCAAGCGGGAGAAAGACAAAGAGAAGGACAAAGAAAAGCGAUUCAGCCUUUUUGGGAAAAAGAAGUGAACUCCCAUCUAUCCUACACGCUGCACUUCUCCGACCGUUCCAGUGGAAUUCCAGCAUGCAAGCUCAGAACCAAUACAUUACUCUCCGUGCCUAAUGUUCCUCAAUGUGAUUUAAUUUUUUUUAUUUAUAGAGCAUUAAAAAUACACAAAAAUAUUCUAAAGUUACAAAUGUCUGAGGUGCAUUGGGCAGCUUCUGUUUAAGAGAGAACCAGGUUUCUUUCUUUUUCUUUUCUUUCUCUUUUUUUAAAAUAAAGUUAAUGUAGAUUAGAUCUUACUAUUUAAACUGUUCCUCAAUUUUGUGAGGCUGUCUUGGAAAACAACCCCCUCCCCCCAUACCUUAAUGUCAUUGAUAUGCAAGGCAGCGGUGCUUACAAAGUCAACACGCCCAUCGGAGACAGACAGACGUACACUUUUUUUUUCACUUCCAUCUAAAGUGGUUGCACUGAGUCUUGAUCAAGUUGAUUGUUCCCACUGCGAAUCUAACCUUUAAUGAAAUGGGUAGCAUAUUCUCUUUUGCCGUAACAGAGUGCAGCCCAGCAUUAACUUGCAGACCAAAAUCAUUUGUAUCCAAGCAUCUGUUUAUUAUUAACACGAUUGUGACGCUUUUUUCCUGCAUCUGGCAAUGACAGUUAAGAAUGUUGGUAUGGACAACGAAGGACUUAGCAUACUGAUAACAGUUUUAAAUAAUCUGUAAUUUCAGCUCUAUCUCUUUUUUGCUGAAAUACAUUAUAUUGUAUGUUUCAGAUAAAUCUAGUACAAAGUAUAAUAAGACUAGAUGUAUAAUAAAAAAACCCUUUAAAAUCAUUGAUUAAGUGUAAAAGUGGAACUGAAGCAUUUACUGGAAAAAAGUAAUGUUACUCCAAUGGUUACUUGCUUGUCUGCUGCUACACUGUGUUAUAAUUUUGCUACAUUACCUUUGCUCUUUGAUACAUAGUGUGCAUUUCUCUGUCACUGUAACUAUUGUAAUGAACAAUUUUCAUCUUACUGCACAAUCAAAAAACAAAAUUUACAUUUAAUAGGAAUGAAUUUUCAGUGACUGGGCCUGUAGUCAGGAUAGUACUGGAACUGGCUUUCGGUUGUAUGGAACUGUACCUUUAGACUUUUACCCUAUCUGUUAAAUAUAUGCUAUGUCAUUAAAUGCUUUUAAAACUAAA